CACCCACACAUACAAAGACAUAUGGGCAGUUCUGAAGAGUCAUGGGUUAAAGCGAUGCCUGUUCACAUGAUGGAUCCAAAGCUCACCUGGUCAAUAUUGCUCUUCUGUCUGAUUGUGCAAGUCGAUUGUGGCCCUCACCUGUCAAAACAAGAUGUGGCCCUGCUGGCUGAUGAGGAGAAUCCAAAGUGUUUCACUAGAAAUCUAGAGGACUUAACCUGCUUCUGGGAGGCACUUGAGGGAAAGACAUAUGAAUUCUUCUACAGAACAGACGAUGAAGAGAGCAGAUGCAAUGUGAGUGAGCAGGAGAGUAAAGACGGGAGAAUCCUCCUUGUUUGCUUCUUCCCGGCCAGCGAUGUCUUCUUGUUCACAUCAACACAGCUCAGAGUGGUGGACACACACACCAACACAACUGCCUACAGCCGCACUGUUGAUGUAGAGAAACAGCUUCUGCUGGAUCCUCCACUAAAUGUAUCUGUUCACCUUACUGGAGAGGCUGGACAACUGCUGGUUAAGUGGAAAGCGCCAAAAGAAUUUGAAAAUCAUCUGCAGUAUGAGAUACGAUACUGCUCUGCCUUACAGGACACAGUUAUACUGGUCAAGACCAACAGAUGUGAACACAAGCUGCUCUCCUUGGUCCCAGGAGACACAUACACAGUGCAGAUGAGGCUCAAGCCAAACAGCUCCAGUAUAAAAGGUCACUGGAGUGACUGGUCAUCCUCAGUUACAGUCAUGGUUCCUCAGCCGGCAGAUGACAUUGAAUUACAAUGCCACACUCCUGACCUUCAUCAAGUCCAGUGUAGAUGGAACAAAGAACUAUAUGGUGAUGGCAAUUACAGUCUGCAUUACAGACAAACGAACAGAAGUACUUGGGGAAGCUGGAUGAUCUGCGACAGGUCUAAUGCUUCUGAUACGCAGUGUGUUCUCCAUGGAGGUGAAUCCACCAUGUUUGAGGUUUACCUCAGAGUUGGGUUGAAGCCUUUUAGCAGAACCUUUUACAUGGACAUGUUCAUGAUGAACAACAGCAUUAAAACAGAAGCUCCAGAGGGACUGAAGGAGGAGAGUGAUGGAGAAAGGCAUUGCCUGAGAUGGAAUUCCCCUCUUCCGCUCAUAUCCCAGCACCUGAUCUAUCAGAUCCGCUACCAGCUCCAAGGAGAGAGUGAGUGGAAGCUCUUCACAGUGCCAAGUCCAAAGACCAGCAUUUGUCUGGAUGUGCAAGUAGGCAGUCAGUAUUCCAUCCAAGUCAAAGCCAUGCCUAAUGGAUCACUGUACAGUGGGCACUGGAGCGCUUGGUCCAGAUGUCUAACAGUACAAUUGCCUUCAAACACAGGAUGGCUGUUUAUUGCAUGUGUCCCAUUCAGCUUGCUCAUCAUUUCCGUCAUGAUGUUCCCUUUCUUCUCCAGAUAUGUCAGUAAGCUGAAGCGGUUUCUAUGGCCACCAGUCCCAAACCUUAAUGAGAUGCUGGAGAGCUUCCUGAAAGAUAUCAACGGACAACACUGGGAGCCCAACUUCAGCACCAAGCUGUGUGAUGAAGACAUCCCUGCUUCAGUGGUGGAGAUCAUGUCUGAAGGAGACGCUCAUGUCAUGAAGAAACCAGCUAACUGCCCUCAUUUCCCACAAUACGGCUCCUUGGCUUGGGAUGGUAAUGGAGAGUGUGCUGUGGAUGGGCUGGAGGUGAACCGGGAGUAUGUGACCUUAAACACCGUUCUCCCAUGCCUGACUGGUAAUGACUAUGUCUACAAGGUGAAUUCUUCAUCAGGCCAGGUUGGGGAAAAACUCUUCUCAGUCUAUUAUACCACCUUCUCAACAUCCACCACCAAUAUCUUCAACCACUCGUAUGUGCAGGCUGGGGAUGUUGGAGCUCGAAUUCCAGCGCAUCACUACACCAACUUAGAAAACACAGAUACAACAGCUAAGACAGAGUGAAGAGUGAGGACUAUGCUAGAUUAAUAUUGCAGCAGGCACUGUUAAAGCAAGGGCACAACCUAUACAAAGUUAAAGCCCACCAGAUUCAGAAACAUGAAACUAGAGUGGAAGGCAGUCAAACCCAGGUCAAGGUUAACCGUCAGAGUUCCUGUCCAUCUCUGGGCAGAGUGUAAAUACGCACUUCUGUGUUCUCGAUCUUGCUGGUUGACUGUUGACCACAUCUGAGGUCAAGAAGAACUGUACAUUGCGAAUAAUGUUUGGGAAUUCAUCGUCUUCAAAUUGUAAGUCAUGCCGCUUGCAGAAGCUUACCAAAAACUCUGCCACAAUAGGCAGUUUCAACAAAACCAAAUGAGUAUGCAACCUCAAAACUGAAGUGAAAAAUAUAUUUCACAACAGAUAAGAUCUACAAUACUUCCUGAGAAAUAAGGAAGACACAAUAAUCACUCAUCUUUCAAACAUAUCCCUAUUAUAUUUGUCUUAUGUAUUGAUGCACUGUAAAAAGCAAUGUAAGUAAUAAUGUAAGUAGCCUGGCUGCCAUAAAUUGAGUUUGACUUAAUUAACAGUAAUUACAACAAACAGUGUGUUAUAUCUGGUCAUUUUACCUUAUUUGAAAUGUAUUACAAUUUAAAACAUUAAAAACAUUUAAGGCAGCCCAGUAAAAGUUAAAAUAUCAAAGCAUUUUUACAUUUUCAGUGUUUUGUGAAAACGAGUUUGCUGCAUUUGCGAAGCAUUUUAUUUAUCCUGAGUGCAAUCAAUAAAAGGAGCUUGUAAAUAUGUGGUUGAUAUAAAACACAUUGCUAUAGAGAACAAAGCCUUCUGUAGUAAAGAAAAUAAAUGCAUUCUGCAUUUAGCAGUAUUUUGUAAGCAGAUUGUCUGUAUACCAGCGUUUGUAUUAUUUUCAGAAUCUCAUUUUUUUAAUGUGUAUAAAC
Colossoma macropomum (tambaqui) is the source of this 2852-nucleotide messenger RNA. RefSeq names its product MPL proto-oncogene, thrombopoietin receptor (gene mpl). The record is from RefSeq and is a predicted model, not a curated record. Gene Ontology annotation, cellular component: external side of plasma membrane. Gene Ontology annotation, molecular function: protein binding; cytokine receptor activity. Gene Ontology annotation, biological process: cytokine-mediated signaling pathway; immunoglobulin mediated immune response. Lineage: Eukaryota; Metazoa; Chordata; Actinopteri; Characiformes; Serrasalmidae.